AUGGAGCUAUUUGCUUCAGGUGUUGCCUGUGUGCUUAUCCUAACGGUGUGGGAAGUGGUUGGAGAACCUGAAGGACGUUCUAAUUCUACAAGUAAAUCUGAGGUUGAAGCCCGGUACGAUCACUACGAAGACAUAUUCCGAUACUGGUGGCCAUGGUUUAGUGAUCUUUGGACGGUCGUUGCCAUAAAGCUCAAGAUCUGGAUUCUUCUGGUGGCGAUGCACGUGUUCGGCGAUGGGUACUACUGGACCAAGUGGAAUGGUUCGAGUGUGUUUGAUAAGAGUAGUCAAUACGUUCAACAACCUCCCGGAUUUGGUUGGGGUCGUCGUCGUAAGCGUAGAGACGUUCGGAUGAAUGCAACAAGUGGCAACAACGACAUGGCAGAGCUGAUAUUUGACAAACUAGACAUCAAUGAUGAUACAUGUCGGAGGCGUAUCGUGUGUGAACUUUAUCUCGAAGGCAAGCGUGUGCCAGAAAUUUGGAGAGUUUUGCAAGACUCGGGCUGUGAAGUGUUUCGUGCCUAUCGGCCUAAAAUUUCCGUGAAAAGUUCAUCUGAGUGCAGCAAGCACUACAAUUGUCAGCUGCAUAAGAUAAGGGAUGAUGUGGGGCGAUUAGGAUCAAUUAAUGGGCCAGCAGAAAGCGAUGAUUGGAGAUGGCCACGGUAG
This is a messenger RNA of Anopheles maculipalpis, 663 nucleotides long. RefSeq lists its product as uncharacterized. Bases 1 to 663 code for a protein of 220 amino acids. NCBI's taxonomy places the organism in Eukaryota, Metazoa, Arthropoda, Insecta, Diptera, Culicidae. The record is from RefSeq and is a predicted model, not a curated record. The transcript is spliced from 2 exons.